Molecule: messenger RNA, 1554 nt
Organism: Tilletiopsis washingtonensis
Lineage: Eukaryota; Fungi; Basidiomycota; Exobasidiomycetes; Entylomatales
Product: Brix-domain-containing protein
Exons: 3
Coding region: 86-1345 (419 amino acids)
Biological process (GO): maturation of 5.8S rRNA; maturation of LSU-rRNA
Cellular component (GO): nucleolus; preribosome, large subunit precursor
Molecular function (GO): rRNA primary transcript binding
Source: RefSeq, a predicted model, not a curated record
CCGCGCCUACCACCUUCCAUCUCGCCAGCCCUCAACCCCGGCUCAUCGCAUCCUCCCCGCCGCCCACGCCCACCAGACAUCCAGCAUGCCGAACACGGCUGCGCACGCCAGCGCCGGCGCCGGCGAGUCCUUCUCCCACAUCCGCAACAAGCACAAGCGGCAGGACGUGUACCGCAAGCACCGCCGCGAGAAGGCGCAGGAGAAGCUCAAGACGCGCAUUGCGCGCGCAAAGGAGGAGAAGGGCGAGGGCGGCAGCGAGAAGAAGAAGGCUCGGUUGGAAGCGAAUGUGCCACGCACCAUCGAGAACACGCGCGACUUCAACCAGACCAUCAUCAGCGCACCCAACACGCACGCUGGCCCCGGGCCGUCUGCUGCUGUCGCGCAGUCGAUGGCGCAGAACGACGAUGACGCUGCCGAAGGCUCGGGCGAUGCCGGCCAGGGCCAGGCAGAAGAGGCAGCGGGAGACGAGGAUGAGGACGAGGACCCGCAUGCGCCGCCAGCGCUCCUCAUCACCACGUCUCUGCCCUCGAACAACACCACGCCGCAUCUCGUCUCGGCGAACGCGCGGUCAAAGCCGGGCGAGCGCACGCGUGCCUUUGUCGACGAGCUCCUGAACAUCUUUCCCGGCGCCGAGUACCGGCCACGGUCAAAGGCCAAGGGCGCAGGGCUGGGCAAGAUCUCGGGCUGGGCGCGGGGGCGUGGCUACGGCGGCAUGCUUGUCAUCGGCGAGGACAAGAAGGCGCCCGUGUCGCUGACCAUCGUCGGCCUGCCGCACGGGCCGACGGCCUUCUUCCGCCUGACGAGCCUGAGCAUCGGCAGCGAGAUCUACGGCCACGCGCGGCCCACGCCGCACACGCCCGAGCUCAUCCUCAACAACUUCACCACCUCGCUCGGCCACUCCAUCGGCGGCCUGCUGCAGUCGCUCUUCCCGCGCGUGCCAGAGCUGGCCGGCCGGCAGGUGAUCACGGCGCACAACCAGCGUGACUUCAUCUUCUUCCGGCGGCACCGCUACAUGUUCAAGAGCACGGACAAGACGGCGCUGCAGGAGAUCGGGCCGCGCUUCACCAUCAAGCUGCGCAGCCUGAAAGAAGGCCUGCCGAAGGGCGCCGGUGUGUGGGACGGGCAGGUCAACUUCGAUGGCGUGCCGGAAGAGACCAAGGACGAGGAGCAGGCCCAGGAGGAGCUGGACGAGGCUGCCGAGGGAAGUGGAGCUGCGGCCGCGCAGAGCGCCACGGGCAUGCGCAAGCGCAAGCCAGAGACGGGACGCGCUGCGGAAGAGGACAAGGGUCUCGAGUUUGAGUGGAAGCCGCGCAUGGGCGUCUCUCGGCGCAGCUUCUACCUGUGAUCUGCUGCUCUGCGCCUGCCGCACAUGGCAGCGCCUGUACACUAUCCUUUGCGAUGCAUGCAUUUGACGUCCACUACCGCUUGCCGUCGCCCGAGUCGCGCUCGUCUUUGCCGACCUCCUGCUGGCUGUCGGCGGCAAGGGCGUCCUUCAUGCUGUGAGACGCGCUGCCGCGCUUCAGCGGCUUCAUCUGCGAGGCCGCCGGCUUCCAU